AUGGUCUCCUUCAGGCUGCCCUCGAGGAGCGGCCUGGUUGCUGCAAAGGCCGAGGAGGCUGAGGAGGAGAGCGUAAGUGGCAGCAGCAGCAGCGACAGCUUCGUGGACGGUGUGCUCGAGGGGCCGGCAACGCCGGACGGUGCUGCCCAGCCCGCCGCCGCCGCUCUCGUGGGCAAGAAGUACUGGCCGCAAGAUGAGGAAGUGUCGGCGGUGCUCAGCCAGCUAGACCAAGAAGACAGGGAGAUCUGCGAUGCUGCCAUGGCGAACAGGUACCUGCGGGCCACGGGGGGUGACGCCAGGCAUGCGCUCAGGCGCAUCCGCGACACGCUGGCGUGGCGGCGCGAGGAGCGUCCCGAGGGCAUCGUGUGCACGGCGUGCGCCGCCAACCGCAAGAGUCACUACAUGCAGGUGGUGGGGCACGACCUGGUGGGGCGCCCAUGCAUCUACAGCUGCCUGGCGCUGGCCACCAACCGAGACGUGGAGGACAACCGCAAGCACAUGAUAUCCACGUUCGAGCAGGCGAUCCGCCUGAUGCCGCAGCAGUCCGCGACGGCGGCGCAGGGCGGGCGCCCCGUCGAGUCGUGGGUGUGGGUCAUGGACUUCCACGGCUUCUCCAUCCGCGACUGUGACCCGCGCCUGGCCAAGAUCUUCCUCAACCUGUCUGCGGCGCACUACCCCGAGCGCCUGGGCACCUUCUUCAUCGUCAGCGCGCCCACCGUGUUCAACACGCUCUGGCGCGCCAUCUCCCGCUUCAUUGACCCAGUCACCAAGCAGAAGAUCCACUUUGUGGACUUCAAGAGCAAGAAGGACAACGGCAAGCUGGAGGGGCUGCUGGCGCGCUACUUUGACGCCGCCACGUGCCACUGGCUGCUGCGGGAGAUGGAGGACAACCGCAACAAGGGGCUGGCCGUCAGCAAGGCGUACAGCUACCCAGACCUCAGCAAGCUGGCGUCGUCGGGACGCGAGGCGCCCGACGUGUCGGCGGCCUGCGAGGUGCGCAGGAAGCAGUCCACCUGCCAGCAGCACGACCACCUGGGCAGCCCCGCCUUCCUGGAGGCGGUGGCGGGGAAGCCAGACCUGCUGCUGCCGCACCUGCAGCAGCUGAGUGUGCAGGAGGACGCCGCCGCGUAG
This is a messenger RNA of Chlorella variabilis, 1131 nucleotides long. RefSeq lists its product as hypothetical. The coding region runs from base 1 to 1131 and encodes 376 amino acids. The record is from RefSeq and is a predicted model, not a curated record. The transcript has 6 exons. NCBI's taxonomy places the organism in Eukaryota, Viridiplantae, Chlorophyta, Trebouxiophyceae, Chlorellales, Chlorellaceae.